Malassezia restricta is the source of this 234-nucleotide messenger RNA. Its product is annotated as NADH-ubiquinone oxidoreductase 12 kda subunit. The record is from RefSeq and is a predicted model, not a curated record. The coding region runs from base 1 to 234 and encodes 77 amino acids. The transcript has 3 exons. Lineage: Eukaryota; Fungi; Basidiomycota; Malasseziomycetes; Malasseziales; Malasseziaceae.
AUGAGCUUGAACCUGACGCCGGAGAGCACGGCUGCUACAAGGCAGAAGAACGAAGAAGCUAUUCGAGAAGAAUGGAUUAAGGUCAUGCAGGUCCGUCUCGUGCAUGACGAACUGCAAAAGUGUCACCGUGCCGAGGGUGAAAACCACUACCAGGUGUGCGGUCCGAUCGCCAGAGUGUACAAGGACCUGCUCAAGGAAGCCAAGGUCAAGGGCUACCGCUCGAUUGAUGCAUAG